AAGGUGAAUUCGGCACUACUAUAAAUAUGCCAAUUGGCGGCCUUCGAUUGCAACACAUUCAUCAUGUACAAGGCCACCCUUCUCUGCUGCCUGCUGUUGGGCCUGCUCCUGGCCCUCAGCUCCGCCUACAACGGCCAGGACAUCUACGCCGAGCCCAACUGCGCCAUCGUCGAGGAUCACGGCCGCAUGUUCCGCGACAUCUCCGACCCCACCCACUACUGGGUCUGCCCCGAGGGGCAGGAGAAGGCCGACUACAUCCAGUGCCCGGACAACUACGCCUUCAUGGAGAAGGAGCAGAGCUGCGUCGUCUGGGAGGAGUGGAAAUGGGUUGAGCCCUACACCAAAUAAACAGCCAACUCGACUCGAGAACAGCAGAGCGCCCAAGCCGUUUAUGUUUCUUAUUUGCGGCCAACUUUUGAUUGGAUUCGAUUGGAUUAGCGGCAAUGUGGUGGGUUCAAUGGUGGUGCAAAUAAAUUAAUUAUGUGUCCCAACUUUGGGAAGUACAGGCAAA
Molecule: messenger RNA, 511 nt
Organism: Drosophila elegans
Lineage: Eukaryota; Metazoa; Arthropoda; Insecta; Diptera; Drosophilidae
Exons: 2
Coding region: 64-348 (94 amino acids)
Cellular component (GO): extracellular region
Molecular function (GO): chitin binding
Source: RefSeq, a predicted model, not a curated record